AUGAGUCGGCUUUUCGCUCCUCUGUUGCGGAAUGUGGUAGUUGUGAGGUGUCGUCGUUAUGGAAGUGAAGCGGUAGCUACGACAGUCAGAGAAGGAAAACGGCGCCUCCAACCAAUAGAUGGACCGGGUCUCGAACAUUUCAUCCAGAAGUCUCACAGGGCUCGCCUUCCGAAGAUCUCCCCAACCAUAGAGGAGUCCAGCUCAUAUUUGGAUCCCGCAGACAUAUCAGGACAAGGACGAAAGGUGAAAUACAUCACUUAUGGAUGUCAAAUGAAUGUGAACGAUAUGGAAGUCGUUCGCGCAUUGCUGAAGAACAGCGACUAUGUUGAAACCGAAGACUUACAAGAUGCAGAUGUAAUCGUUCUGAUCACAUGCUCAAUUCGUGAAGGAGCUGAAGAGAAAGUAUGGCGUGAAUUGAAGCGAAUUCGGAAUAUUGUGGCAAAACGGCGCAGACCAGUAGUCGGUGUUCUAGGUUGUAUGGCUGAACGUGUGCGGCAUGGUCUUCUUUCAAAGAAGGGAUUAGUCGAUGUUGUUGCUGGUCCCGAUGCCUAUAGGGAUUUACCUCGUCUGAUAGCUGUUGCUCGGGCCGGUAGUAGUGCAAUUAACGUUCAACUAUCUGUAGAAGAAACAUAUGCCGAUGUUCAACCUGUUCGAGUCGACAGUAACUCGAGGACCGCAUUUGUAGGCCGGGAACGAAGUCGUCCGAUUGAUUCUAUUAUCGAUGAGGUUCGACGAUUGAGCGAUGAGGGUUUCAAACAAAUCACUUUAUUGGGUCAGAAUGUCAAUAGCUAUAGAGACAUGUCCGAAUCUAGCUACGUAGUGGAUGCCGCUCUGCCAACCGGUACUGUUCCAGGAUUUUCGACGGUUUACAAGCCGAAGACAGGUGGGCGGACAUUUCUGACACUCCUUGAAAAGAUCUCCGAAGUGGAUCCUGAAAUGCGUAUUCGUUUCACGUCACCACAUCCCAAGGAUUUUCCGAUCGAGGUGAUCAAAUUGAUCAAAGAACGACCAAACAUUUGUAAUCAGUUACAUUUACCUGCACAAAGUGGUGACGAUGAUACAUUAGAGCGGAUGGGACGUGGCUAUACUAGAGAAGCUUAUCUGCGAUUGGUAGACGACAUACGAGGAGUGCUUCCAGACGUAAGCCUAACUAGUGAUUUCAUUGCUGGCUUUUGCGGUGAAACUGAAGACGCUCAUAGGAGGACGGUCGAGUUGAUACGAAAUGUUAAAUAUACAUUUUGUUAUGUCUUUCCGUACAGCAUGAGAGAGAAGACUCGUGCUCAUUAUCGAUUAACGGACGACGUACCCGAGGAUGUGAAACGACGGCGACAUGAAGAGCUAGCUGCAGUUUUCCGUGAGGAAUCAUUGGCAUUCAAUACGUCCCUCAUGGGAACUGAACAGCUCGUGUUGGUUGAAGGGGUAUCUAGACGAUCUCCAACGGCUUUGCAAGGCCGUGCAGACUGUGGAACAAAGGUCAUAUUUGAGAACAGCGCACACUAUGAGUCUGGAGACUAUGUGGUUGUGAAGAUCAAUGACUGUUCUUCUCAAACUUUGCGAGGCGAUCUGUACGGAAGACCACUUUGA
Messenger RNA from Ostertagia ostertagi, 1584 nucleotides. Lineage: Eukaryota; Metazoa; Nematoda; Chromadorea; Rhabditida; Trichostrongylidae. The record is from the annotation of a GenBank genome assembly.